GGGCGCUGCCGGUAUUAAUAAUAUUAAUUUAUCUAAACACAAGUCAGUUUUAAGUGAAUAUCGUUUCUCGUAUAACUUAAAAGAAACCAAAAAUGUUGUGCAUUAAUAUGUUUAUAAAAAUCUGUAAAUAAUAUACUAAUAAACGAAAUUCUGCGAAUCCACAAAUAUUAUUUUAGACAAUAAUAAAACAUUUAAUAAUGAUUACUAUACUGUCUUGAGAUACGAAGUCUUCAAGCUGUGAUACAUAUUAUCUUAAAAUAUUGUAGAUAAUAUUUAAUUUAAUAAUUAUUGACAACCCAACGGUUUUCCCUUCUUUGUAAUUCUGCACUUCAAGUGUUUCAUGAAAAUACUUCAAUAAAACAUGUGGGACAAAAUAAUCUACGCAUUUGUUAUAAUGCUUGCUACUUAUAUACUGAAGCAACUAUUUUCGGAAACGCCAAAUAAUAUUAAGUUUCAAUCGAAGUUUCUCGUAUUUUACAUUUGGACUUCCUUCGUGGCAUUAUUUACCUUACCCUUUUUUGUAUUUCGUCCAAAAAACGUGAAGAACUCGCUAUGUGGAGCCCAAAUCGUUAAGCAUGUAACCAAAUUAAUUGAGGUCAAAUGGCAUUUACGGAAUGGCAGGAUAUUGGCUGAAGAUAGGGGUGCAGUUAUCAUAUCAAAUCAUCAAUCUUCUUUAGACAUUUUAGGCUUGUUUAAUGUAUGGCAUGUAGCAGUAAAAGUUGCAGCAAUUGCAAGAAAAGAACUCUUUUAUAUCUGGCCAUUUGGUCUUGCCGCAUAUUUAGCUGGAGUUGUAUUCAUUGACAGGAAUAGUACCAAGGAUGCAUACAAACAACUUAAAAUUACGUCAGAUGUGAUGAUAAAAAAUAAGACAAAAAUAUGGAUAUUUCCCGAAGGAACCCGAAACAAGGAUUUUACUAAGUUACUGCCAUUUAAAAAAGGCGGUUUCAAUAUAGCUGUUGCAGCACAGGUGCCAAUCAUUCCAGUUGUCAUAUCGCCAUACUAUUUUAUUAACAGAAAGAAAAAUAUUUUCAGUAAAGGUCACGCCAUAAUCCAAUGCCUAGAACCGGUGCCUACAAAAGGUCUAACAAUGGAAGAUGUACCAGAAUUAAUAACAAAAGUGAGGAAUAUAAUGGAAAUUGCAUACAAGGAGUUAUCAAAGGAAGUCAUUAGUGCCUUACCGCCUAACUAUCCCUUAGAAACUGAGGACUGAAGUAUGUAAAUUCUCGUUUGAAUGAUAAACAAAUUACGUGUGUAAUUGGGUAAACCAAAUCUUUCAACAGGGCUACUCUGUAACUCAAAAAACUAUUGUGGUUUCGUUAUAUCCAUUUUAUCCUUUAUUUGCGACAUCUACUCGUAGAACUACAUCAAAAUGGAUUUGCGUCUUAAGAUGACGUCAUAAUUAUUACUUUUAAAAGCAUACAUUUUUCUUUACAGAGUAGCCCUGGUAUUAAAAUCUCAAAAAUAACUGUAAUAAGAUAUGUACGAGAAGCGCGUAUUAGAAUUAAGAUGCUAAAAUUCUAUUUAUACCACAGAUACUGCCGAUUUAGAAAGUAAAAAUAACGCUUGUUAUCUAUCUAGCUUCAUUAUAGUCAACAGCGUUUAGUAAUAAUUCAUUUGUUUUAUGCCAUUUAAAUGUUUCUCAUAAACAUUUAUUCUGUACUAAGGAAGCAACUUUUGCUUAAAGGGUCGUCAACAUAGACAUUUUAGUCAUUCGUGAUAAUCGGUUCAGAAAAUAAAUUCAUUAAAUCUGUCUGCACUAUCGGUGUGUAAAAUAAUGCAAGCAAAAGUCCCUUUUCAAUACAUUCAUACAAGUUAUGCAAUAUCUGAAACCACAAAUCUCACUAAGCGCAAGAAUAGUCAAUCAAUCUUGUGCAAUAAUCAUUAGUUUAAUAAUGUUGCCAUUUAUUUUAGGGCUAUAUAUUAUAAUUUAGGUAUGUUUAGUUUCUAAGGCUAAGUCGUUCCAAUCGAAUAUUUGGAUUUAUAAGACAAAGAUGCUCACUUUAAAUUAGUUUUGAUGUACUCCUAAAAUUAUCAAAGGGUCACACUUGAGGUUGAUCCUUAGUGGCUUAUAGUAUUAUUAUUUACGAAAAUGUUACGCAUUUUUUCCGACUUCAUCCCAAAGCUUAAGAACAAUUAGGUCAAUUAUACAAACUAUCACUCAGAGUAACUUUAUGACUUAACGUUUUCUUUCUAAAAAUUUAUUAUUAGUUCACGAUAUAUACGACCUUGCCUAUUGAUCAGUCCUUAAAUAAUUAAUCAUAGACUUCGCAGGGCCGUUUUUUUAAAUAUAUUUAUCUCAAUUGACGUAAUGGACGUACAUUCAUUUGGACAUUUUGUUUAUGAAAGGUACACCACAGCUUUCUUUUUAAAACCAUUGACAAUUUCUUAAUAAAGUAUAAAUGUUGCCGCUCGAUGGACGAGGACUGCAUACACAAACAUGUUUUCUAAUCCCGCUAAAUAACAGUCGAUUUUGCUUACGAAGGUCGUGAAAUAAACGUGUUCUUACUAAUUUAGGUUUUUAGUUCUUGUGAAGACUUUUUUAAUAGUUAACAUGAAAUAAAUGCCGUUUAUACAAGACUUUUGUCUAUAGUCAAAUAUGUCGUAAAUGUUCUUGAUAUUAGACUUUUAAUAUUCAUUCUUUAGAAGUGCGUUCUACAAUGAACUUGACGUAUUUUGAAUUAUUGCCAUGUUUUACUAUCUACUAAUAAAUAAGAAAACCAGUCAAAUCCAUAAGUAUUAAUUAAUUUACUAAGUUUACAUAUAUUUUACGUUUACGUUAGAAUAAUAACUAUUGCAGCAAGAGGCAGUUAAUUCCCAGAGAACUACAUGCGUAUAGAUGCUAUAAAUUGUAAUACGAAUGUAGAAUACGAAAUUCCUUGUAUUUCUACAGAAUAACAAUCAUUAGUUAAUUUAGGCUUAUAUUUUACUCUUACCUUCAUACGAGUGCGCGUGAGUUGAAUUAAUUCAUUGUAUUGGUCAACAAUGAUUUAUUUGGUUUCUCAAUUGUCUAUAGUUAAUUAGUGACCCAAUUGUAUAUUAUUUUUAAUCAAUUGUAUUUUAAUUUUAUUUAACCUAUACAAGUUGCUACAGUCCUAAAUAUUCUCAGAAAUUCGUCAUAAAAAUUUAAUCAUCAGAGUUCGGACUCUGUAACUUCCAGUAUUGGGAUCGCCCUAAUCUCAUGAACGAGUUUUUGUUCGGCGCGAUGUUCUCACAUCAUCGCUACGAAAUUGAAAGAACAACAUCGAAUUUGCAUAGAAAACAUUAAAUCGGUAUAGACAAUAUUGGAAGUAGCAGACAGGCCAUUCGACAGUUACGAGAUCGAUACAUAAUUCGUACAACAGUUAAUACAAUAAAACGUAUAUUAUAAUCUUUAAAAAAAAGUAUACAGUGUGUGUAUGGGCGGUAUAGCUUAACUUAAGCCUCCUGCCCCUUUGCUCCUAAUUAUUAAUAUUUAAAUUAACCAAAAAUCUAUAAUUUUUGGUUGAUUGAUUGAAACCAAUUCCUUUAGUUUAAACAGUGUAAUAUGACUUAGUUAUUGAAAAGGGGGUAAAGACUAGGGGGAAGCCAACAGGCUUUAUUAGCCGUUAAAUAAACAGCCUAGCCUUUUUACUAAACUUCGCCGUUUUACUAACGGCCUGAAAGAUGUUUCAGCCUGUUGAUCAAACAGCUAGGCAAAUGACUUGGAUCAAUGACGUUUCAUUACUUACCUUGUUUGUUGACUGUUUAAUUAAACUUUAAUUACACUUGUGCCACUCUCAAACUCGAUACGAAACUCUUCAAACUGUCAAUAUCGCAAACCACAACUUUGAUGGUGCUUUUCAUAGUUUCAUGAAAAACAACAAGUACAAUGGAAGAGCGUAGUGGCAAGGAUAAUGUGAAAUGGACUCAAGCGAUUUAAUUUUUAAAGGAAUAUUAUUUACGUCAUGUGUUUCUUCUUUUUAUUUCUGCCAAAUAAUGACUAUCGUUCGAAUGGCCUAGCUUUAGCCAGCCAGUUUUUAAUGUUGUAACAAAUGCUAGGGCUGAAUGUCUUACAGGCCGCUAGUUAAUCGGCGCCUUUUAGUUAAAAUUCUAGGCUGUUUAUUGAACGGCAAAUUAAGGCCGAGGUGUCAAGUCAAAAACGAUUUUUGUCAUACACAAGGUAACUUUUUUUUAUAAUAAAAAGUAAUAACUAUAGUAAAAUACUGGCCACUAUUAAUUUUUAUAAAUUGAAAUUGUUCUGGCACGUGUGUUAGCAAGAACUAGCCAAGUUAUAAGAUAUAAUUGUAUAAACUGGUAUUAUGAUUAAUGUGUGUUUGUGAUUAUACUAGUCUAUCUGAUUGACGUAGGAAUAUUUCAAGUAAUUUUUGAUACAUUCAUGUUACUGAAUUUUUAUAUCUAACUUUUCUGUAUUUAGUGGACUUAUAUCUGAGAUAUAUUUUUAUUGAAAGUAUAUUUGAUGAUAAUUUUUAAGGGAUUAAAUAUAAUAUUAUAUAGAUUGAUAGCUUUCAUAAUUUAUUUCUACUGAAUUUUGUGACAUUAAUAUUGAUGAUGUAUUUUACAAUAUUUAGACGAAAAAAUAUGAAUUGUUUAUAACUCAAAGAUCUAUUAAUAGAAUGUAUGAAACAUUUCUUAUUCCAGUUUUCACUUUACAAACACACACUGUGUUAAACGCCAUAAUAUGUAUUAUCUUAGCCAUGGUGUUGUAACUCAUAUGAAAAAACUUUUUCGUGAUUUAUUGCUAUCUGUGGCAUAGUUUACUCUAGAUAUAAAAAACUACGCUUUAGCACAUAUUGUCCCUUAUUGUAACUUUUGUGUUUUUAAUUAUAAAAUAUUGUAAUUUGUGAUAUACCUGUGUUUUAGAGUAUGGUCUUUAGGGUUUACGUUUUUGUGUGAUCAUUCAAUUUU
This is a messenger RNA of Pieris rapae (cabbage white), 4884 nucleotides long. RefSeq names its product 1-acyl-sn-glycerol-3-phosphate acyltransferase alpha. NCBI's taxonomy places the organism in Eukaryota, Metazoa, Arthropoda, Insecta, Lepidoptera, Pieridae. Gene Ontology annotation, biological process: phosphatidic acid biosynthetic process. The record is from RefSeq and is a predicted model, not a curated record. Gene Ontology annotation, molecular function: 1-acylglycerol-3-phosphate O-acyltransferase activity. The transcript has 5 exons. Bases 362 to 1210 code for a protein of 282 amino acids. Gene Ontology annotation, cellular component: endoplasmic reticulum; membrane.